Molecule: messenger RNA, 5745 nt
Organism: Haliotis rufescens (red abalone)
Lineage: Eukaryota; Metazoa; Mollusca; Gastropoda; Lepetellida; Haliotidae
Product: cation-dependent mannose-6-phosphate receptor-like
Exons: 7
Coding region: 164-859 (231 amino acids)
Cellular component (GO): trans-Golgi network
Source: RefSeq, a predicted model, not a curated record
CAAUGAAGGGUUUUAUUACCGGUGACGCUAUUCGCAGUCAUCGCUUGUAGAAAAAAACAAGACUGGUUCCGGUUUGAAUGCGGAUUCAUUAUUGCGUAACAGACACAACGACAGACACUAUCAAACAAACAAGGAAUAACUGACUCAAGCCUGCGUGUUCAGAAUGAUAUUUCAUUCUUAUUUCGUGUUAUGUAUAUUGUCAGUAUUAUCUGCAGCUGAUGAGUGUGUCAAGGUUGACACCUGUACAUGCAACACAUCAACACGGACCAUCAACCUGCACCCGUUAUCAGCAACCACUGGACCAAGAUUCACCAUUCCUGGUAUAGACUCGGACAAAUUCUUCUACAAUCCAUGUAAAGAUUUUACAGAGGGAGGUUCAACUGGUGUGGUUAUUCAACAACAAGGUGGAGUGUACUAUGUAACUGCAGAUGACAAUACAGCAACCUUUAGUGGUGACCCUGACCUUGGCACCUUGACCUUGAGCUAUCAACAUGCAGAGGGCGGGAUCAUCAGAAUGUCAAAAGUGAAGUUAGUUUGCAUGGAAAGUACUAAUCAACUGAUCUUUAAUGAAGAAAAACCCAAACUGAAUUAUAAAUUUACGUUGAACACAGAAUAUGUGUGCAUCCCUGGGAGUCAGUCGGGCCUGAGUACAGGAUCAAUACUUGUUAUUUUAUUCUUUGUGCUUCUGGUGGUGUAUUUGAUAGCAGGAAUCUUGUUCCUGAGGUUUAUCCGAAAAGCAGAGGGAUUAGAGUUGGUUCCGAAUUAUGAUUUCUGGACUGCUAUACCUUCCUUGAUACGGGAUGGAAUUUAUUUCACUCUCCGAGGAUUCAAGACUGAAUCAACAUAUCAGAAGAUUUGAUAGUCUCUUCAUGUUUCUUGUUAUUUGUGUGUGAGAGGAACUCAGGUUUUCACUGGUGUCACUGGUGCAUAGUGCAUAGUUCAUAAUAUCAAAAUCUCAUGUGUGAAAUCGAACUUAUUUAUGCAUACGUAGUUUUCUAGACAUAUUCCAGAAUGUAUAUAUUUUUGAAAUAAUAGAUGAUAGCUAUGUGUAAUAUAUUUUCAAGAAGAUAUGUUUUGAAUAAUUCCAUGCAAAGAUUUCUUCAACAUGAUAUUUUCCAUCUAUUGCUUUGUGUCGGUUUGAAUCGUCAGUUGGUUGUGACAAGCAGAAAGUCUGCUAAAGAAACCGCUAGGUGGAUACUUCCAAUAACAGAGGGGCACAGGUGGCCCAGUUGUCUUAGGUGCUGCAAUUCACUGUGCAGAGUUGUGUCCCUUGGACAUGAAUGAUCAUGGGGUUGAGUCUUGGUUCUGCCCUAUGAUGUUUCUAGGUUUGUCAGCACUAUACCCGUGCUUGUGGGUUUCACCGAAGUGGUAAACGUCUGAGACCUGCAUCACUUCAGGCUUUCCUCCCACAUUAAGCUGACAUCCCGUGAUAUAACUGGAAUACUAUUAAAAGUGGCAUAAAGCCCAGCUCACUCCACCAAAAGUUACGGAACUUUUGCUAUGAUCUUAUUUAGCAGUGGUCUAAAGUUGUCUAGUUGUUGCAGUUGGAGUGAGUGAGUGAGUGUGUAUGGUUUUUACGCUGCUUUUAGCAAUAUUCCAGCAAUAUCAGCGCGGGGACACCAGAAAUCGGCUUCACACAUUGUACCCAUGUUGGGAAUCGAACCCGGGUCUUCGGCAUGACGAGCGAAUGCUUUAACCACUAGGCUACCCAACCGUCCCUGUUGCUGUUGGAGAUGGAGGAGUUGGAGAUAAGGGUGCAUGGGCAAUGUAUCUCUUUGAAUGUUUGAUAAGAAAGAUUUAACACAAACUUUCUACCGUGACGUUCUUCAAUUAUGAUAUAUAUCCAACCUGCUUUUGUAUGUUCUGUAAGAUAAGACUGUGUUGAAUGAUGUAUGAGAGAUUCAGCUUCUUUUUGUUAGAUCUGAAGUAGAUGUGGAUCCACAUGUAUGUAAUUCCUGCCACUGUUUGCCCACUAGGGGAUACCAAGUUUUGGCUAUUAGAUCUGAAGUAGGCGUGAAUCCACAUGUAUCUUGGCCCUGCCACUGUCUGCCCAGAGGUUCCAAGUUUUGACUUUUAGAUCUGAAGUAGAUGUGAAUCCAUAUGUAUCUCGGUCCCAAGUUUUGGCUAUUAGAUCUCAAGUAGAUGUGAAUCCAUAUGUAUCUAGGCCCUGCCACUGUCUGCCAAGAGGUUCCAAGUUUUGACUUUUAGAUCCGAAAUAGACGUUAUUCCAUAUGUAUCUAGGUCCUGCCACUAUAUGCACAGAGGCUCCAAGUUUUGACUCUUAGAUCUCAAGUAGACGUUAUUCCAUAUGUUUCUAGGUCCUGCCACUGUCUGCCCAGAGGUUCCAAGUUUUGACUUUUAGAUCUCAAGUAGAUGUGAAUCCAUAUGUAUCCAGGCCAUGCCACUGUAUGCACAGAGGCUCCAAGUUUUGCCAAUUAGAUCUCAAGUAGAUGUGAAUCCAUAUGUAUCUAGGUCCUGCCACUGUCUGCCCAGAGGUUCCAAGUUUUGGCUAUUAGAUCUGAAGUAGACGUUAUUCCAUAUGUAUCUAGGUCCUGCCACUAUAUGCACAGAGGUUCCAAGUUUUGGCUCUUAGAUCUGAAGUAGACGUUAUUCCAUAUGUAUCUAGGUCCUGCCACUAUAUGCCCAGAGGUUCCAAGUUUUGGCUAUUAGAUCUGAAGUAUACGUUAUUCCAUAUGUAUCUAGGUCCUGCCACUAUAUGCACAGAGGUUCCAAGUUUUUACUCUUAGAUCUCAAGUAGACGUUAUUCCAUAUGUAUCUAGGUCCUGCCACUAUAUGCACAGAGGUUCCAAGUUUUGACUCUUAGAUCUCAAGUAGGUGUGAAUCCAUAUGUAUCUAGGUCCUGCCACUGUCUGCCCAGAGGUUCCAAGUUUUGACUUUUAGAUCUGAAGUAGAUGUGAAUCCAUAUGUAUCUAGGUCCUGCCACUAUAUGCACAGAGGCUCCAAGUUUUUACUCUUAGAUCUCAAGUAGAUGUGAAUCCACAUGUAUCUAGGUCCUGCCACUUUCUGCCCAGAGGUUCCAAGUUUUGACUCUUAGAUCUCAAGUAGGUGUAAAUCCAUAUGUAUCUAGGUCCUGCCACUGUAUGCACAGAGGCUCCAAGCUUGACUUUUAGGUCUCAAGUAAAUGUGAAUCCAUAUGUAUCUAGGUCCUGCCACUGUCUGCCCAGAGGUUCCAAGUUUUGACUUUUAGAUCUCAUGUAGAUGUGAAUCCAUAUGUAUCUAGGUCCUGCCACUAUAUGCACAGAGGUUCCAAGUUUUGACUUUUAGAUCUGAAGUAGGUGUGAAUCCACAUGUAUCUAGGUCCUGCCACUGUCUGUACAGAGGUUCCAAGUUUUGACUCUUAGAUCUCAAGUAGGUGUGAAUCCAUAUGUAUUUAGGUCCUGCCACUGUCUGCCCAGAGGCUGCAAGCUUUGACUUUUAGAUCUGAAGUAGAUGUGAAUCCAUAUGUAUCUAAUUCCUGCCACUGUCCUUCCAAUAGGAGAUUCAAAGUUUAAGCUUUUACAUCCUAAGUAGUAAACUGACACACUAAAAUUGCAUAUUUGAUUUUUUGUAAUAUUUUGCAAAAUGGCCACAAAAAUCAAUUGAAAUUGCUCAGAGCAUUUGGGCAUGAGAUAAUCAACACAAUGUCAUCGUUGGGGUUCAAGUCUCAUUUGAUGUGUUUCGAUAUAGACACAGAAAAACACAGCUUGUCUGAUGCUUCAAAUUUUGAUUGUGUGUUUUUCUGUGUGCCAGUAUAUGAAACUCCUGCCAUGGUCUGCCCAGAUAUUUCAAGUUUUGGCAGUUAGAUCUGAAGUGUAUGUGGAUCCACGUGUCUCCCUACGUCCUGCUACUUUCUAAUAACAAGUUACAGCUUUCUGAUUUAUUAUUAUCCCCCGUUACGAAGUGGAAGGCGGAUAUAGGAAUGGUAGCUGUCCAUCCAUCCAUGACGUUUUGUUUCUGGAGCCGAACUAAAAAACCAUGAAGGAUAUCUUAACCAAACUUGUCACAUAGAUAGGUCUAGUGGUGAACUGGUGCCUUUUGAUAGUUUGGGAUUUUUAAAAAAGAUUCUUUUUAAGUUUCCAUAGUCACGACUUGGACUUAGACUGAAAGUGGUGGUAGUGCCCGUUUCUGGAGGACUGAUGCCUUGCACACAACCAGUCAUGUCAUAUUGGCGGGGGAUAUGAGUAUUUCAUGCUUAUUAUAUGUUAAUUGAAUACUAUUACUCAUUCUUAUUUCCCUUCCAUGGAUUUGUCCCUACUUUAUGAGUGUUAUCCUGAACCCAAAGUGUUUAAGCAAAGUGUGAAAGGUAAAAUAUACUGUAAGUCAUGAAAUUAAUGCAAGCCUUACUUAAUGCAAAAUACAUAAUAACAAAUCUCAUAAUAAACAAUGUAAUUGGCGCUAGAUUAAGACAGUGCUUCUUACCAUGUUCAUUGUCAAGUGUGGUCAACUUGUUUACACAUGUUGAUCAAACAGUUAUGACUGUCGCAAACCAGGUAGGACAGCAUCUUUGUUCUUGGUAAGCUUGUCAAAUAAUCUUACAUAGUGAUAAUGUCCAGUACAGUUACAGCAGCCGGUAAAGCAUUUCGCAAACUGUUUUAACAAGCUUUGUCAGUGAUCCGAGCUAUCUCUUUUGAAUAUGCGUUGUCUGAAAUUUCCUGUUUUUGAGUUCCUGAAAGUUUUAUCACAUGUAAAGCAGUUAAGUUAAGUUGUGAGAUAACAACAUAUCAUCCCACACUAUAUGAUUGAAUUCCAUGUCUACAACCUUUAUCUUAUUGUUUGCUGAUUAACUUUUGAAGGGUACUCACAUUAAUCUGGUGAAAUUAACUUCAUGAUUUACAGUACAUUUAUUUUUGUCAAGGAAAGAAUGAUGGAUAUAUUUAUUUUGUUUGUUGUUUAACAACACACUCUGCAACAGUCCAGCUUAUAACAGCGGUUUGUAAAUAAUUGAGUGGAUCAGACGACCCUCUGGUAGACAUCAUGAGCAUCAGCCUUUGCAUUUUGAUAUGAUGACCUGCAUCAAUGAGUCAACAAGCCUGACCACCCGAUCCCGUUAGUCUCCUAAUUUUAAUCUGGAUCUUCACAGGUUGAAGGACAUAUACUGCCCCAAGUUUGGCCUGUUAGAUCUAAAGAUGUGGAACCCAAGUUAACUUCAUUUUGCUUCUGUACACUCUUGCUAUUCAUGCAAUAACUAACAUGGUAGAAGGUAAUAUAUUGUCAUGGAGAUGUACAUUGCAAGCAUUGCAUUUGAUUGGCAUUUCUUUCAUUUUGUUUCCAUAAACCAAAGAAAAUAUGCCAUGCCCAAAAGAAGACUACGGUUUUGUGAUUGGCUGAUAAUAGAAUGGGAGGGGCUUAAAAUGCAUUAUUGUGCUGAAUGAUGUCACUCCUUUCAUACUGUUCACAGUUUUUUGUGUAAAUGAUUACAUGAGAAAGACGUCUGUAAAUUUAUUAUUGGUGGUGUAUUCAUUUAUAAGAAUUGUCUUCCAUGUUUUUUGCAUUGUGGAUUUACAUAGUAUGCACACCAGUUUUUACGUUUUUACAUACAUAAGCGCUAUUGAUACCGAAGUCACUUCUUUAUUUAUUUAAUACUAUUUGUUAGGCUAAUGGUAAUUUUGUCUUAGGCGCCACGAUUCACUGUGCAGAGUCACGUCCCCUGGGCACGCCAGAAACCUAUGAUUGCUGGUUCGAAUCCCGGUUUGCCCCGAUUAUCUUUCUGGGUUUGUCAUCACCAUACCUGUGCUCGUGGGUUUC